UCUUAAGUAAUUUGGCUGUUCAAAUCAAUCAAUUAUUCGUCAUUCGUCUAGUUAGUCGAACAAUUCAUCGGUUUAUCAUUGUCCCCUCGUUGGAAGAGCUACAUAAACUUCUGCGUCAAUGAGACGGUAUCACACCUUAAAUUCGAUAGGCAGAGGGGCAUGGUGGGGGAGGUGUGCGAGCUUCAGACCUUUACAUCACAGGACUUACGUGCGGUGGAGGCGCUGGAUCUGGUUGCAGCACAUUUUUGUCUUUUAGGUAAUUUUCAUUAAAAAAUAAACAGCAGUAGGCCUAUUUGUGGAUGUGCUGUGCCUACUUUACUUCAGUAUUCUGGAUUUGUAAAAGCUUUGUCGUAUAAUGAGAGUUCCCAGUCCGGCAUUGAUAUGUGCAGUUUUUCUUCUGGUACGAGGAUUUUUAUGCCAAGGACAAGAUACUAAAUCAACCAAUCCCUGUUGUCAUUUCCCCUGCCAGAACUGGGGUGUGUGUGUGAGGUUUGGCAUGGACAGAUAUGAAUGUGACUGUACUCGCACUGGUUACUAUGGAGAAAAUUGCACUAUUCCGGAGUUCUGGUCCAGAGUCCAGCAGCUGCUGAAGCCCACUCCUGAUGUAAUGCACUACAUCCUCACCCAUUUCAAGUGGCUGUGGGACAUCAUCAACCAGACGUUCCUCCGUAACAUGCUGAUGCGCUUGGUCCUCCAAGUAAGGGCCAGUUUGAUCCCCAGCCCCCCAACCUACAACUCUAAGUAUGGUUACUUGAACUGGGAGUCAUAUUCCAAUGCCACCUACUACACUCGCAUCCUGCCUCCGGUGCCGGAGGACUGUCCAACACCCAUGGGGGUCAAAGGAAAAGCAGUACUUCCAGAUCCUGAGGUUCUGGUGGAGAAGUUUCUACUGAGGAAGAAGUUCAGACCAGAUCCACAGGGAUCCAACCUGAUGUUUGCUUUCUUUGCCCAGCACUUCACCCAUCAGUUUUUCAAGACCCACAACCGUGUGGGUCUGGGCUUCACCAAGGCCCUGGGACAUGGAGUGGACGCCGGGCAUAUUUAUGGUGAUAAUCUGGCUCGCCAGCUCCGACUUCGUCUUCACAAAGACGGGAAACUGAAAUACCAGGUAGGAGAUCUGCUGGCAAGCAAGUUUGAACACAUCUGUAAUAUUCUGUUCCCAAGCUGUGACUAUGAUUUGGCAAAAGGUAAAGAUAAAUCUAGAGGGACACUUUCCUUUGCUUGGAAUACUUGUUUAGAUACGCAAGAACUAGCAACAUUUCUGGUAUCUAUCUACUCUGCAUCUGAUAAUAUAGGUGGUGGUCACAAUAUCCACCAGGUGACGGCCAAGGUGGCUGUGAGCACCAUUAAAGAGUCCAGACACUUACGUUUCCAGUCCUUCAACCAGUAUAGGAAGAGGUUCAAGCUGAAGCCAUACACAUCCUUUGAGGAGUUUACUGGUGAGAAGAUCAUGGCUCGGGAGCUGGAGGAACUCUAUGGCGACAUCGACGCCCUGGAGUUCUACCCUGCUCUGCUGCUGGAGAAGACGCGACCUGGGGCAAUAUUUGGCCAGAGCAUGGUGGAGAUGGGAUCUCCGUUCUCCUUGAAGGGGCUCUUGGGAAACCCCGUAUGCUCCCCGGAAUACUGGAAGCCCAGCACCUUUGGUGGGCAGACGGGAUUUGACAUUGUGAAAUCUGCCAGCCUGGAGAAGUUGGUCUGUCUCAACACCAAGAAGUGCCCUUAUGUAUCGUUCCACGUUCCAGCAGCUAAUGAUGACCAGCAGCAAAACGAACCCAAGCAGCAGACUGAGUUAUAGCUUAUCGGGAAAAAAAUACUGUAACUUUACAUAUUUACAUUUUUACAUUUUUUAAAUAAAACUGUUUUAAAUGGACAA
Molecule: messenger RNA, 1873 nt
Organism: Paramormyrops kingsleyae
Lineage: Eukaryota; Metazoa; Chordata; Actinopteri; Osteoglossiformes; Mormyridae
Source: RefSeq, a predicted model, not a curated record